UCCUUCAUUCUUGGAGUUCAUAUUUUGCUGCCACAGGUGGUUUUAGGUAUUCAUGCAUUAGUAGUAUAUUAAGGAUUUGAUACUGAAGCUAUGCAAAAGGAUACUAAUUCUGGUGCUCCAGGAACACCUUCGCCACGAUUACGUCGUCGCAGAGGAUCAAAUGAGGUCCUUGGGGAGGUUGUCAAAGCAAAUGGAGCCCAUAUGCUUGUUGACGAUAGAAACAAGUAUAAGUCAAUGUUGAUCCGUCUAUAUUCAACUCUCUGGAUGUUAGGUGGUUUUGCUUUCAUCAUUUACAUGGGACAUCUUUAUAUUUGGGCCAUGGUAGUAGUUAUACAAAUCUUUAUGGCAAAGGAGUUGUUCAAUCUACUUAGGAAAGCGCAUGAAGACAAGCAACUUCCUGGUUUCAGGCUAUUAAACUGGCACUUUUUCUUUACAGCACUGCUGUAUGUAUAUGGACGCAUCCUAAGCCAGAGGCUUGUCAACACAGUUACUUCUGACAAAUUUUUAUACAAGCUUGUUAGCAAAUUAAUCAAGUAUCACAUGGUCACGUGUUAUUUCUUGUAUAUUGCAGGUUUUAUGUGGUUCAUUCUGACUCUGAAGAAGAGGAGGUACAAGUAUCAAUUUGGCCAGUACGCUUGGACCCAUAUGAUUCUGAUUGUGGUGUUUACUCAGUCCUCUUUCACAGUAGCCAAUAUUUUCGAGGGAAUUUUCUGGUUCCUUCUUCCAGCAUCGCUCAUUGUCAUAAAUGAUAUAGCUGCUUAUAUAUUUGGAUUCUUCUUUGGAAAAACUCCUUUGAUCAAGUUGUCUCCAAAGAAAACUUGGGAGGGAUUUAUUGGGGCAUCAGUAACAACCAUUAUCUCCGCAUUUCUGCUUGCCAAUAUACUUGGUCGCUUCAGAUGGCUAACAUGUCCUAGGAAGGAUUUAUCAACUGGGUGGCUUGAUUGUGAUCCUGGUCCACUGUUUAAACCAGAUUAUUUUACUGUACCAGAGUGGUUUCCUUCAUGGUUUCCUUGGAGAGAGAUCUCUGUUUUGCCUGUGCAAUGGCAUGCUGUGUGGCUUGGCUUGUUUGCAUCAAUCAUAGCGCCUUUUGGAGGCUUUUUUGCUAGUGGAUUUAAGAGGGCCUUCAAGAUCAAGGAUUUUGGUGAUAGUAUACCUGGACAUGGUGGCAUGACAGAUAGAAUGGAUUGUCAGAUGGUGAUGGCCGUUUUCGCAUAUAUCUAUCAUCAGUCUUUUGUGGCGCCUCAGAACUUGUCAGUUGAGAUGAUCUUAGAUCAGAUAAUAAUGAACCUGACCUUUGAGGAACAGCAACUUCUGUACUCGAAACUUGGGCAGAUCAUCCAGGACAAGAUGUUUGGAGAAUCUUGAGAACAUCAGAUAAGCAAAGCUUGUAUAAUUAUUGUAGCUUUUAGAUAAGCAUAUCUUGUAUGUGUUUUUCUUUUUUUCGGUUAGCUCAUUGCUCUCGGCUUUUCGCGCAUUGUACAGUGCUCUUGGUUAUUAUAUUCUUUAGUAGUUCAGUGCAUCCCCUACUGUAUUGACCAAAUUAUAGGGCAUGGUG
Messenger RNA from Solanum verrucosum, 1555 nucleotides. RefSeq names its product phosphatidate cytidylyltransferase 1-like. The record is from RefSeq and is a predicted model, not a curated record. Lineage: Eukaryota; Viridiplantae; Streptophyta; Magnoliopsida; Solanales; Solanaceae. Gene Ontology annotation, molecular function: phosphatidate cytidylyltransferase activity. The coding region runs from base 91 to 1365 and encodes 424 amino acids. The transcript is spliced from 12 exons. Gene Ontology annotation, cellular component: endoplasmic reticulum membrane.